Molecule: messenger RNA, 587 nt
Organism: Argentina anserina (silverweed cinquefoil)
Lineage: Eukaryota; Viridiplantae; Streptophyta; Magnoliopsida; Rosales; Rosaceae
Exons: 3
Coding region: 33-323 (96 amino acids)
Source: RefSeq, a predicted model, not a curated record
UACAGAGGUUUUAGGGUUCUAAAAGACGCACAAUGUCAGCCUCAGUUGCCGGAAGAGCCACUACUCUCCGGGCGUUUUGCAGAGCAGCGACGACGACGACGACGACAACAACACCUCCUAGAAUAUCAAGAACCACGUGCCUUCCUUCGAUUCGCUCCAAUUCCGCGCCUCGUUGUCCCACUUUGAGGCUGUUGCGAAGAGAAUUGAGCUCGCUUCAACCCCUCCACAGCUCCAUCGCUGCUGCUUGCCUUGUUUCUAAGCUCCCAAAUCUUGCUGCCUCCUCCUCCGAAGGUAGAUUUGUGAACUAUCUCAGUCCUAUCUAAGAGUGAGUGCUCGCAGAGAUAGAAGAGUUCUUCUGUUGUUCAUGAGUUCGCUGAUAUGUUCUUUUGGAAAAUGAGAACGCUUGUCUUUCAAGGUUAACUUCUGAACAUGUUUGCUUAAAUUAUAUAGAAAAUCUUUUGGCAUGUCUUCAUAUUCCUUGUACUUUUUACAUGGUGAAUUAAAGUUUACACUCAUGAGUGAGAUGAUGUUUACUUUUUUUCAAGUGAUGUCGUAUGACUUGUCAAAUCAGUUGUAUCAAAGUAAAG